UCUGCUGUAGUAUCAGAUGAGCCUGCUGAGCCUGUAAAGGAAAACCACAUAACAGAUGUAACAGUCUCAGAAGUAGCAGCUGCCCCAGUCUCACCCACUCCACAACAGGAAGAACAGCCUGCAAAUGAGAAAACCCUUGGGACUCCAGACUUCACUGCUAUGUCUGCUGCAGCUCAGCUUGAAGAUACUGGGGACGAUAGUGACUCUAAGAAGAAUAUUCCCGACUUCUUCCAGUCACCUAAGGGAAAAGGAAAGAAACCUGAAAUAGCAACAGUUAUUGCCCCUUAUCAGGCUACAAGUUCAGAACAACUCAGCCUGCAGAGGGGCCAGUUAAUAAUGAUUCGAAAGAAGACAACAACUGGUUGGUGGGAAGGUGAAUUGCAAGCAAAGGGCAAAAAAAGACAAAUUGGCUGGUUCCCUGCCUCAUAUGUAAAAUUACUAGGAGGUAGUAACAAAGGGACACCUGUAAAGCAGGAGGAUACAUCAUUGCAGCAGCAACAACAACAACAACAACAACAACCUGCUCAAGAGGCAUCACAGCCUGCAACAG
Molecule: messenger RNA, 550 nt
Organism: Schistocerca americana (American grasshopper)
Lineage: Eukaryota; Metazoa; Arthropoda; Insecta; Orthoptera; Acrididae
Product: intersectin-2-like
Exons: 5
Molecular function (GO): protein binding
Source: RefSeq, a predicted model, not a curated record